This is a messenger RNA of Vittaforma corneae ATCC 50505, 795 nucleotides long. RefSeq lists its product as uncharacterized. The transcript has a single exon. Gene Ontology annotation, molecular function: GDP-dissociation inhibitor activity; translation initiation factor activity; eukaryotic initiation factor eIF2 binding. The record is from RefSeq and is a predicted model, not a curated record. Gene Ontology annotation, biological process: formation of cytoplasmic translation initiation complex; formation of translation preinitiation complex; translational initiation. Bases 1 to 795 code for a protein of 264 amino acids. Lineage: Eukaryota; Fungi; Microsporidia; Nosematidae. Gene Ontology annotation, cellular component: cytosol.
AUGAUUCCCAUUGACAAAAGUUCAAACGAUCCAUUUUAUCGAUACAAAAUGCCAGAAGUUGUGGUUUCUCACGAGACAAGCAAAACUGUGAUUCAGAAUUUAGAACAAAUAUCAAAGUCCCUCUCUCGAAAUCCUGCUCACAUUCUUAAGUUUCUUUCGAUGAGCUUUGGAUGCACCAGUGCAUUGGGUCAAAAGUAUGCUUUAAAUGGCAGCUUUGAUUCAAAUAGAAUACAAAAUGGAAUCUACGAUUUCAUAGACUGCUUUGUGCUUUGUACGAAGUGCAGAAAUCCUGAAACAAAGUUCCUAUUUGGUAAAGCCUUGAAGAGGUCCUGCAAUUCGUGUGGUGCAAUAUUUGAACAAGAGAGCCAUAAAUUGAAUAUUUUAAUAGCUAAGGACAAAGGUGUAAAUGAGGAUACCAAGUACGAGAUGAACAACAAGUCUAAUCUUUAUGCGCUUCUCAAAGAGGAGCAGGAUAAUUCCAAACGAAUAUGCGAAGUUUACAAGCAAGAGAGCAUGACUUUAGAUCAACUAUUUUCGGAGUAUGUGAAGGCCAAGGAAUUAAAACAGCUUAGGCUAGUUUUGAAUGAAUUUAAAGUCGACAAAAUUCUGGCCUGUGUCGAAAACAUGCUUGAAAGCUUUAAGAAAGAGGAUAAAAUAGAUGAAUAUGUGCAUUCUCUUGCAAACGUUGGAUUUUCUGUGGAUGAUAUUCACGAGUCCAUCUCAAAACCAAGAGUUGGAAAGAAAAGAUCUCCAAUUGUAAAGAAAAUAUUUGAUGGCAUUCUUUCUGGCAUUUAA